AGAGCAGGUGCUCAACUUAAGCAUACGGCCAGAAGAACCUUCGUUUAGUCUAGAACCUUCGUUUAGUCUAGAACCUUCGUUUCUCUCUUCUAUAGUUUAUCGCAAAAGAAGAGUAGUAGUAGGAGAAAAAUGUUCAAGAAGGCAGUGGACGCCAAGUCUCACCAGCGACUUUCCGGCGCCGACCGUAAGAAGAUCCGUCGCACUAUCAGAGACCGUUUCCCUAAUUCCACUGAUGCCUUUCUCGACCUUUUACUUCCUCCCAAGGCGGAGUUAAAUGUUUCGAAAUAUCCAAAUCGAGUACUCGUAUAUGGUUUGGAGGGUGAUUGCCCAAUGUUUUUUGACGUAGAUGGGCGAGGUCGUGAUAUAUUCCCUACAGUUUAUGCUCUGUGGAAAGUCCCAGAACUUUUGCCUGCUUUUGUGCUGAAAGGGGGUGAAGUUUCUCAUUUUAUUCUCGGAGGGGCAGAUUUAAUGUUCCCCGGCAUCAGUAUACCUCCUGAAGGGUUUCCAUCAUUUUCUGCUGGGGAGCCAUGGGCAGUAAAGGUUCCUGGAAACCCUGCCGCAAUAGCUGUGGGAACAACUACCAUGAGUAGCACAGAGGCUAUAAAAGCUGGUCUACGUGGAAAGGCUUUAAAAAUAUGUCAUUACUAUCGAGACACCCUUUGGGAAGCCGCUGAAAAUUGUCAUGUACCAAAUGCUGGUUUUCUAGAAGACGUCGUGUUUGAAGAUCCUGCUCUAUCAUUGAGUAGUAGGGCAUCUGAUUCAAGUGAAGUUGAUCCGUCAGUUGAGCCAGGAAAUGUGACUAACAAUGAAGACACCGGAGAAGUGAUUGAUCCUGAUGUUACUUCAUCAGGUGUUGGUCAUCCUUGUACCACACAGAGUGAUGGAUCAGAUGAAGUCAGUGUGCAGCUUAUCAAUGAUCUAGGCGAGUUGAAGAUUGCAGAAACUCCUGUAAAUGAAUCAAAUAAUGAGGGACAACAUCCCUUGUCUGUUGAAGAGGUAGAUGCACUCUUGGACAAGUGCCUUCUUCAAGCAUUACAUACGACAAUUAAGGAAAAAGAUCUGCCCAUCCCUGGAAGUACAUUAUGGUCAAAUCACGUGCUACCUUGCAGGCCUCCAGGCAUAACACUCGACAUAAAGAAGUCAUCUCACAAGAAAUUAUCCAAGUGGCUACAGGCUAAAGCCUCUGGCGGAUUGAUCUCACUGAAAGAAGAUAAGCAUAAGAAAGAGGUGAUUCUUGUUUCUGUUAAUCAAAAGCAUCCAGACUACUUGUCCUUCAAGCCAGAAAAGAAAAAAGUGGACGACACUGGGCCCUCAAUAAAUCAUGCUUCUAAUGAAGAACAGCUGCAGAAGACACUGGAAGUUUCUGAAAUUUAUAAACCAAGCGUGCAUGUAAAUCCUAUUUUUGCUUCUGUUGGUGCUGACACCAGAAGACUUUUCACUGCAUCUGAAGCCUCUGAAAUAGUGUUCCAGUACGUUGAGAAAGAAAAUCUUGUCAAGCCAUCAAAUAAGUCCAUUGUGACGUUGGAUGCAAUUCUAUGUGAUGCUUUAUUUAAGGGAGCCAUAAAAAAGGGAACGACUUAUCCAACAGAAAUUCAUAAGAAGGAUUUGGGACAAACUUUCAUAGGUAGGAUGCAAGCCCAUCAUUGCGUGACUCGAGGUAACGAUACAGCUGUUCGCAAAGGUGCCUUGAAACCCAUCCAGAUAAUGACAGAACGGAGGCAAGGAAACAAAAAAAUGACUAAACUUUCUGGAAUUGAGUCAUUUCUGUUGGAUGCAGAGGCUUUGGCUUCAGAGUUGCAGAAGAAGUUUGCCUGUAGCACUACUGUGGCAGAACUUCCAGGUAAGAAAGGACAGGAAGUUUUGGUUCAAGGAGGUGUUAUUGAUGAUCUUGCAAGAUAUCUUGUUGAGCAGUAUGGUGUCCCAAAAAGAUAUAUUGAAGUGCUUGAUAAAACAAAGAGGUAAGAAAGUUGGGAACUUACAUUUUGGCCCAUAAAAUGUGGAGAGCUGUAAUGCUUGAUGAUUAUCCUUUUGGACUAGCCCUGUUGGUGGAUGGAACCUUAAAAAGAGAAGUUGAAUCGAAUUAUCUCCUUGCCUUGCACCCGAUAACAUGUUAAAUAUUUCUUUUUUCAAGCUUUCAGAUACGAUUGCAGGGAGAUUGUGAAAUACCUAUUGUUUUAUUUGUAGCUAGACAUGUUACCAGCAGCCUGUAGCUUGUAUAUAUUUUGUUUGAUUUUUUAUCGGUCUUCGUAACUACUGGAGCAAAAUUAUACUUGAUAAAGCAUAUGCAAUGAGAGAAAUAAGGAUUAGUUAUUCAUGAGAAUUAAAUUCAUUUUUGAUUGUUCUGGUUA
Messenger RNA from Nicotiana tabacum (common tobacco), 2348 nucleotides. RefSeq lists its product as uncharacterized. Gene Ontology annotation, biological process: translational initiation; formation of translation preinitiation complex. NCBI's taxonomy places the organism in Eukaryota, Viridiplantae, Streptophyta, Magnoliopsida, Solanales, Solanaceae. Gene Ontology annotation, molecular function: translation initiation factor activity. The record is from RefSeq and is a predicted model, not a curated record.